Messenger RNA from Ipomoea nil (Japanese morning glory), 1160 nucleotides. Its product is annotated as ribosome-binding factor PSRP1, chloroplastic. The coding region runs from base 78 to 986 and encodes 302 amino acids. Gene Ontology annotation, molecular function: ribosomal small subunit binding. Lineage: Eukaryota; Viridiplantae; Streptophyta; Magnoliopsida; Solanales; Convolvulaceae. Gene Ontology annotation, cellular component: cytosolic small ribosomal subunit. The transcript is spliced from 5 exons. Gene Ontology annotation, biological process: negative regulation of translational elongation; primary metabolic process. The record is from RefSeq and is a predicted model, not a curated record.
UCUUCCUCGAAUAUUUUAUCCAUUUUACCAAAACCCUCCAGGAAUCCGUUCCAAUCGCAAGAAAUCUCGUCAUAGAAAUGGCGACUCUUUCCAUAUCUUCAACCGCUAGAGCGUUUUCUUGCUCUUCCUGCUACUCUCCGUCUUCUUCCCCUUCCUCGUCAACGCUCUCUUUAUCCAAAAAGCUUAAAUUUUUAUCGUCUUCUUCGAGCAGUUUUCUUGCUUCGAGCUUCAAGAUCAGUGAGAGUAGUAAUGUCCCACCCAGAAAACCGAUGGGGAUUCGGAUGGCUUGGGAUGGCCCUCUCUCUUCCGUCAAACUCAUUAUCCAAACCAAACACAUUGAGUUAACACCUAAUGUGAGGAGCUAUGUGGAGGAGAAAUUGGGUAAGGCAGUUCAAAAGCAUAGCCAUCUGGUGAGGGAAGUGGAUGCUAGGUUGUCUGUUCGUGGGGGCGAGUUUGGGAAAGGCCCAAAAGUUCAAAGAUCUGAGGUGACUUUGUACACGAAGAAGCAUGGAGUUGUUCGUGCAGAGGUGGAUGCGGAGACACUGUAUGGGAGUGUGGACAUGGUCUCGUCAGUUAUACAGAGAAAACUGCGGAAGAUUAAGGAGAAAGAUUCUGAUCAUGGUCGGCAUAUGAAGGGCUUUGACAGACAGAAGGUUCGGGAUCCGGUUGUACUAGCAGAGGAAGAAGCUUUGGAGCCACUUCCUCUAGUAGAAGAGGAACAAGACAAAGAUGAGGGCUUCAUUGAUGAGGUUGUCCGGAAAAAGUACUUCGACAUGCCACCUUUGACGGUUGCUGAAGCAAUCGAGCAGCUAGAGAAUGUGGAUCAUGACUUCUAUGGCUUUAGGAAUGAGGAAACCGGGGAGAUUAACAUUGUCUACAGAAGACGAGCCGGGGGUUAUGGCCUUAUUAUUCCAAAGGGAAAUGGGAAAGUUGAGAAGUUGGAGCCUAUUGAGGCCGAGCCAAUCAGAGAACCAUCCCGCGCUUAGCCAGAUGGAUUUGGUGAGCAAUGAGAUAACAAAUGCAUAAUGUGUUUGCUGUAUAUUUGAUCGUUUAACAAUAAUAUGUUUCAAUCACACUGAUGGAUCCACGACUUCUAAUCGUUCGUUGGUUGAUCCACCACGAGUUAAUAUCGAAUAAGGAGUGGUUUUAGUAAGAAUGCA